CCACAUACUUGCAAUCAAGAGAUAUCUACCGUUCGUUUUUCGUCAAAGACUAUUGAGAUGGUUUACUUGGUUGUGACAAUAUUAUUUAAGUCUUCCAAUGGAGGAGGUAGUAUUUUGAAAUCCUCUUUUUGAAGAUCCAAACAUGGAGUCUGAGCUCUAUGAAGCCGCUAUCAAAGGAAAUGUGCCGUCUUUGCUUGAGUUGCUAAAAACGGAUAAACUACUUCUUGACAGAGUCAUGAUUGGGAAUCACACCGAGACUCCUCUGCACAUCGCAGCCAUGCUUGGACACUUGGAUUUCGUGAAAGAGAUCCUAGCUCAGAAGGCCGAGAUGGCAAGUGUGCAAGAUUCUCAGGGUUCGACGCCUCUUCAUCUUGCCGCAGCAAAAGGGUACCUUAACAUAGUGGAAAGCUUGGUAAGAGCCUACCCUGAUGCAUGUUCCUUCUGUGACAAAUACAAAAGAAAUCCUCUUCAUGUUGCAGCCAUGAAAGGGCAUGUGAAUGUGUUGGAAAACUUGGUUGGAGCAAGACCUGAUGCCGCCCAUAGUGUCAUUGAACAUGGCCAAACGAUCCUGCAUUUAUGCGUGAAGCAUAACAGACUAGAAGCUUUGAAGCUUUUGAUAGAUAUCUUGGGCAAUGAACAGUUCAUCAAUUUGGGGGAUGAAGAUGGCAACACAAUUUUGCAUUUGGCUAUUGCUGAUAGACAAGCUGAGACUAUAGUCUUCUUGAUAAAUAAAGGAGUGAACCCGAACAUUAUGAACUCUAGAGGUUUCACAGCAGUCAGCCUAUUAGCACAAGGUGAAAGCGCAGGAAGAGCCUCCGAGAUUAGGGAUUAUGUUCCUCAAAUUUCAGAGAAUCAAAACUCUUCCGGACGAACAGUCCACACCAAUAACAAGACUCUAUUGGUGGUAGCGGCAUUGCUAGCUACCGUGGCAUACCAAGCCAUUCUUACCCCGCCUAGUGGCCUUUGGCAAGAAGAUUAUCCGAGCGAAAAUGCAACAAAUGUUGCAGGCAGUAUUAACCCAUCUGGUGGCAUUUCGCCAGCAAUUUCCUCGACCGCUGAGACCGGCACAGAGCAUGUUGCGGGCGAGUCCAUAAUGGGAUAUAAGUACCAGGAUAUCUACCAGGGUUUCCUAGUAUGUAACACGAUAAGUUUCGCCGCAUCGAUUAGCACCAUUAUGCUUCUUAUAAGUGGUCUUCCUCUAAAGCGGCGUCGGCUUACCACAUGGAUUGCAAUGCUGAUUAUGUGGAUUGCGAUAUUCUUCACAGCGGCGACUUAUACCUUCACCAUAUGGGCCUUCACGCCGGAACAACUAUUGACUACUGCAAUUGACAUGAAUAGAUUUGUGAUGCUGGUAUGGCUUGGAUUAAUGGCUAUUAUUUGCCUGUGCCACGUUGUUCUCUUGACCGUGAAGUUGGUACGCAAAGUCCUGAAAUUCGUCCGCAGCAGGAGGGAUCCUAUAGGAGAAGUGCCCUGA
Messenger RNA from Eucalyptus grandis, 1474 nucleotides. Its product is annotated as ankyrin repeat-containing protein BDA1-like. Gene Ontology annotation, molecular function: protein binding. The coding region runs from base 143 to 1474 and encodes 443 amino acids. The transcript has 3 exons. Lineage: Eukaryota; Viridiplantae; Streptophyta; Magnoliopsida; Myrtales; Myrtaceae. The record is from RefSeq and is a predicted model, not a curated record.